CGUAGUAUCUGCCUACCGUCAAUGAAAGGCGGCUAUUACAUCGUGCACGCCGCGAUUUCCAAGGCGUCGGGCUCCAUCCUGGCUGGUCAUUGCCUCUGCCCCGCAGGCCUGAGCGGCACAUGCCAACAUUUUGUUGGGUUAAUCCUUCAUGCCAUUCACUUGGCGCAAAAGGAUGCGGCAACGUGCACGGAAGUUCCAUGUGCUUGGAUUGUUCCUGCCCAAGUCAAAAAGCAUGAGCCACCUCUGCCUCUGCAAGACAUCACUUUUCACACAAGGAAACAUGAAGGUGCGAAAAGGCGGCGGUUUGAUCCACUGCCAGGGCUCUCACCGAGUGACCCAUCUCUGCUUGCUGCCGAUCUCGAAAAGGUGGCAGCAAACUGCCUGCUUCUCCGUUAUAUGAGCAAAGAAAACUCAGGAGAAUCACUUGAUGAACACAGUCCCAGUGAAGUGGCACCAGAAGCUUCAGACACUCCACUGGUCCCAGACAUUGAAGACAUCCACAGUGAGACCUGUCAAAGACUCAUACAAGAGAGGUUUGAUGCUAUACAGGCCCUCUCGGUGGACAGCAGAGCAGUUGUUCUCGAGUCAACGAUUGGACAGGCCGCAAAUCCAACCUGGCACAUGGAGCGGAUUGGUCGGCUAACUGCCUCAAUGUUUAAAAGAAUUGUGCGGUGCCGGAAACCUGACAGUAUUGUUAAAGAGAUACUUUACCCGCGGAGCUAUAAAACUGAAGCCAUGCACUAUGGAAAUGUGCACGAGCCAGAUGCCGUUCAGGCAUAUGAACAGCUAAUGGCCUGCAUGGAUAAGACCAUAACUGUGGGAUAUACAGGCCUGCACGUGCAUGCUGAGCAUCCGUUUAUUGCUGCAUCCCCAGAUAGACUGGUAUUUGAGGGCAGUGACAUGGGGCUGCUAGAAGUUAAAUGCCCGUUUUCUUUCAAAGGAAAAAGUAUCGAAGAAGCUGCAGCUUCUCCAAAGUUUUGUUGUAGGGCAACAGGUAAUGAAAUUACAUUGAAAAGGGAGCAUGAAUACUAUUAUCAGUUGCAGGGCCAAAUGGCAGUGACAGGACUUAGCUGGUGCGACUUCGUUGUGUGGACUAAUGCAGCAUCCAUUGCAUCCUCCUUACACGUCGAAAGGAUUUUCUUUGAUGAGGCCAUGUGGUCUCAGGAAAUAUUGCCAGCACUACUGCAUUUCUAUAGGAAUGCUGUGCUAGCUGAGGAGCUGACCCAGCGAAUUAGAAGAGGGCUUCCCCUGUAUAGUUCUGCCAGGUAUGUUGGCACUGCCAAAAGGAAUCUGAAAACCUGCAGAAAGCAGGAGCCCCCUACUGCAAAAAUAUGUACACCACAAAGAGAAUGAAGUCAUUGUCAAGGAGGUGGGACAAAACAAUGGCCUGAUACGGAAGGGCGUAUGUGAGUCGGCUAAUUACGAAUGCGUGAACCAGGCUGAUGGUCUCUCCCUUAGUUAGGCCGUCUCUGCUUCUUGCCACUCUCCUUAUCAUUCUGGCCACGU
Dermacentor albipictus is the source of this 1506-nucleotide messenger RNA. RefSeq lists its product as uncharacterized. The record is from RefSeq and is a predicted model, not a curated record. Lineage: Eukaryota; Metazoa; Arthropoda; Arachnida; Ixodida; Ixodidae.